AUGUCUCCAAUACCCGCGACAAUCUCCAUCUAUGGCCUGACCGAGCUCACUCAAGGCGACGAGGUUCGAGAAUUUGACAUUGUUUUUGUACAUGGCCUACAAGGUCACCCGGAGAGCACGUGGACGUUUGCCGAGGGUACUAACAACCAAGCAUCUACCAAACCACCUUCCAAGGGUUCCUUUUUCCGACGGUCAGCAAAAGCAGCUGCAACGGAGCCCGCAGCCGAUCUGCCCGGAACUUCUCCACCGUCAAACACCUUUUGGCCGCGAGACUUCUUGCUCGAGGAUUUCCCCAAAGCGCGCGUUUUCACCUAUGGCUAUGAUUCCUCCGUUAGCCACUUUUUCUCUGGCCCAGCUAAUCGCGACAACAUCCUCGACCGUGGACGAGACCUGCUCGAACGGCUUGCUCCUCAGCGUGAGAAAGUGCGAGGUCGCCGCAUCAUUUUUAUUGCGCACUCUCUUGGUGGUUUAGUCGUCAAAUCGGCCUUGAGGCUAUCUGCCGAAGCUGAGGAUGAAGAUGAAGACCUGAAAGACAUACUGGCAUCAACGGCGGGCGUCUUGUUCUUCGGUACCCCUCAUCGCGGGAGUCUUUGGGUCAGCACGGGCAAGAUCAUCUCCCGUUUUGCCAAAGCGAUCGGCUUCUCGACGAGUAACAUCAACCUCGAUUUGCUCACGCCGAAUGACGCAAUGCUGCAAAUACUAAGAGAUGACUUCAGAAAAAAGCUGGAUAAACAGAAAAUGCUCUAUGUUACGUCUUACCAGGAAUCGUUAGGGUACAAAGGCUUCAACGGCUUCGAUGAAAAGAUUAACGAAGCUCAUGAUCGCACGCUCUCGUGGCUCCUACAAGCGGAUCAGCAAGGACCCGGCCUAAUGAAUUGGCUUGCCGUUGAAGAAGGCAUAUUUUGGAUCCAGGGUGUGCCAGGCUCCGGGAAAUCUACUGUGAUGAAGUACCUUUGCGAGUCGGGCGACGUCGCCAGAACCCUAGAGACAUUCGAUUGGUCUCAUGCAGCAGUUUUCUUAACGCGCGAGAUUGAGCAAGAGAACAGAUCCUGGAAAGCAGUCGUCGGUGCAAUCGUGUACAAACUCUUAUCUUUCCACCCCGCCCUUCAUUCCAUCAUCGAACCGUUGGUCGCUUCCCAUGGCCAACAAAGUUCCUUCUCUCUAGAAGAGCUUGAGAGGAUUCUGCUUCUAUGCAAGUCGCAGAAAAUAGUCAAGUUUCGCAUGUGUCUUUUCAUAGACGCCUUGGACGAGAGUGACAACGAUGAGAAGAAUUGGGAAUAUAUGGCCGACUUCUUGGAGUUCCUGGUAACGAAUGAGAGUGACCAAGGGUUUGGUACCUUCAAGAUAUGUGCCACCAGCCGUCCGGAGAGCGCGUUCGAUGUCCGAUUGAAGGAUCGACCUGGCUUGCGCGUGCAGGAUUGGACCAAGGGGGACAUAUACUAUUAUGUCCACAGCCGAUUGGAAUCCCAUCGGCGCGUGCGAGACAUGGCUGGAGAUUCGGAAUUCUGCGAUCAGCUGCAGGAGAUCUGCAGGUUCAUUGUUGAUCAGGCAAUGGGCGUGUUUCUUUGGGUUCGCCUGGUCGUCGACAGCGUGCAUGUUAGCCUGUCACGAAGCGAAUACUUGGGGAACGUACGAGCGCGACUAUUGAACCUUGAUCAGACAAACACACAAAUGGCUGAGCUCUACUUGUCCACACUCGACAGCAUACCGGUAGAGACUCGCGGAGAGACGGACGCCAUCUUCAGGACGCUCCUGGCGGCGGACAAAGCGGUGAGUGUAAUGGAUAUCGGUGUUCUUCUCGAGGUGAUUCCAUAUCAAACCUUUACCGAAGACGGUUAUGCAAUUGAGCCCCGUCCGAUAUUGGAUAUGAGUAGAAGUGGCCCUAGAUUGGAGCAGCGCAUAAGAGACGCAACGGGAGGAUUGGUGCAGGUCGUUAUGCCAGAAGGAUACAAGGAAGCCCUGGAAACGUGGGAGGCAAUCAGGAGAUCGAUUGUUGCCAAACCUUCGACCGAGCCCGGAGAAGAUGAUUAUGCACACGAAAAGGCCAGGAUCGCUUCAAGAGAUGAAUUGCUCGCAGGGAUAGUGUCAGGUGUGCAUGACGAGACUGUCAGCUUAACCAAUCCUGAGGCUUGCAUCGAUGCGUUUCAUUGGUGUGUGCAGAACUCAAUGCUUAUGCCAGACGCCACGGUCUGGACUGUUCAGUUCCUCCAUCAGACAGUGAGGGAAUUCUUGACAACAUCUGACACAGAUCUGAUUUCGAGGAUAAACGACAAAUUUCCCCCACCACAGGAGGGAUUCAUGGUAGCUGGCGCCAUGUACCAUAUCUCAAUCGCACUCGCCUAUAUUCAGCUGAGCGACGCCCUGCGAGAGGAGUCUAGAUGGACCCUGGAACCAGCAGAGAUCAUGAUGAGGUACGCCCCCGAGUUGGACCUUUUGGAAGGAAUGAAAUCCUACGACCUGAUCCACGCUCUUGAUCGAUGUUUAUCAAGGUCGACCGAAGGGAAGGCUUACUGGCCAGGCUCACGCCUGCAGCACCCUCCAGCCUGGAAAACAACAUUCCUGGCAUUCGCAGUGAGCAACAACAUGUGCGCUUUUGUCUCGGAAGCGCUGAGAAGACAACCUGAUCUCAUCAAAAAGCCCGGUCGACCGCUGCUACACUAUGCAGGCUGGUCCCCGGGCAAGUAUCCGAACCCUACCAUGGCUGACAUCCUUCUGUGCGCAGGAGCGAACCCAGGCUGGGUCUUUGACGAGUCGCCACAGAUAUCCAAGACAGCGUUAGAAAGCCUUUUCUUCGGACACGUUCAAGAAAAUGGGGCUUUACACUUCGAGUACAUGUGGACGCUCGCGCAUUUCUUUGACGACUCAGGUUUCGACUCCCGCGUUCCCUGCCCUUCUGGACCCGAUCUUAUUGUCCACGCCAUGUCCGAACACCCCGAAAAAUGGACUGAAUGGACCACCAUCUUUCACUACAUUGCCGCAAUGCCCGUACCACUCGCGGACAAGAUAGAGUUCUUUAAGAAAUUGAGGACACUGGUCGAUAACUCCAACGUUCGGACUUACGACAAUUGUAUGAACGUCCGCGACUCAAACAAGCGGACCGUCUUCGAAGCUCUGCUCCAGAACGCAAGUCCAGAGGAUGUGACGCCAGAGAUGGCCGGUCGCAUGCUGCGGGGCCUGAAAGCCAAGAUCACAAUGGAGAUGGUGCGUGUCAAUUUCGAGUCGUCGAAAGACGAGGAUGAGACGCCAAUCGCGUGCCAUAUGCGCGCGGUGACUCCUGUGUUCUUCAGGGAAGAGUUUAGAAAAGAUCGCUACUACACUAGUGGGGCUAAGAGCCUCAUUUCUAGUCUCAAUCCCCUUCAUCUGGCUAUUGCCAGCAGUACGUGGCUACCGCUACGUAUCUACUUCCGCGUCGUCGUGCUGUGGCCAGCGCUGUCCCAGAUCUUGAUCUGUGUGCUCACGUCACCGGUAGGAUUACAAAUAUGCAAGUAUCUGCUCCUUGGAAUUUGCUGCUUGCUGGUUUGUGGAGCUGUAGCUGCGGUGUUGUGGUUUGGCUUGUACGUGUACUUCGAAAUGAGGAAAUCAGAAGCUUUUGGAGCUUAUGCUGUAGCGGCGGCGAAGGCGAAAAAGAAGUAA
This is a messenger RNA of Alternaria triticimaculans, 3633 nucleotides long. RefSeq lists its product as uncharacterized. The transcript has 4 exons. Bases 1 to 3633 code for a protein of 1210 amino acids. NCBI's taxonomy places the organism in Eukaryota, Fungi, Ascomycota, Dothideomycetes, Pleosporales, Pleosporaceae. The record is from RefSeq and is a predicted model, not a curated record.